CUUUGAGCAUCCCUGGCCAGCCAGGCGGGAGGUCCCGGAGCUGUGGCUCCGGCGGCAGCGGCUCGUCUCGCCCUCGACAUGGCCAGCAUCGGAGAGGACACAUCCAACGAUGGCGAUGCGCCCCCUGCAGCAGCCGCGGUGGCAGAUGGUGCCCACCUCCUGGGCUUCUCGGAUGAGAUCCUCCUGCACAUCCUGAGCCACGUCCCCAGCAUAGACUUGAUUCUGAACGUCCGGCGCACCUGCCGGAAGCUCGCAGCGCUGUGCCUGGACAAGAGCCUCACCCACACGGUGCUGCUGCAGAAGGACUAUGAGGCCAGCGAGGACAAGGUGAAGCGGCUGGUGACGGAGAUCGGCCGGGAGGUCCAGCAGCUUAGCAUGGCCGGCUGCUACUGGCUGUCGGGCAGCACGGUGGAGCACGUGGCCCGCUGCCGCGGCCUGGUGAAGGUGAACCUCUCGGGCUGCCACCUGACCUCCCUGCGCCUCUCCAAGGUUCUGUCGGCCCUGCAGCGCCUGCGCUCCCUGGCCAUCGACGUGAGCCCCGGCUUCGAUGCCAGCCAGCUGAGCGGCGAGUGCAAGGCCACGCUGAGCCGCGUGCGGGAGCUCAAGCAGACGCUGUACACGCCCUCGUACGGCGUGGUGCCCUGCUGCACCAGCCUCGAGAAGCUGCUGCUGUACUUCGAGAUCCUGGACCGCACGCGCGAGGGCGCCGUGCUCUCGGGCCAGCUCAUGGUGGGCCAGAGCAACGUGCCGCGCUACCAGCACCUGCGCGUCUUCUACGCCCGCCUGGCCCCCGGCUACAUCAACCAGGAGGUGGUGCGCCUGUACCUGGCCGUGCUCAGCGACCGCACGCCCGAGAACCUGCACGCCUUCCUCAUCUCUGUGCCCGGCAGCUUUGCCGAGAGCGGGGCCACCAAGAACCUCCUGGAGUCCAUGGCCCGCAACGUGGCGCUGGACGCGCUGCAGCUGCCCAAGUCCUGGCUCAACGGCUCGGCCCUCCUCCAGCACAUGAAGUUCAGCAGCCCUUUCUACUUCAGCUUCAGCCGCUGUGCCCUGUCCGGCGGCCACCUGAUCCGGCGCGUCAUCGACGGCGGCAGGGACCUCCGGAGCCUGGCCGGCCUGAACCUCAGCGGCUGUGCGCACUGCCUGGCGCCCGACUCCCUGCUGCGCAAGGCGGAGGACGACAUCGACAGUGGCAUCCUGGAGACGCUGGUGGCAGCCUGCGGCAACCUGCGGCACCUCAACCUCUCGGCUGCCCACCACCACAGCCCCGAGGGCCCCGGCCGGCACCUGUGCCAGCUGCUGGCCCGGCUCUGCCACCUGCGCUCCCUGUCGCUGCCCGUCUGCGCCGUCGCUGACUCGGCGCCGCGGGCCGACCGCGCGCCCGUCCAGCCUGCCACGCACGCCGUGCCCCGCGGCUUCGGCAAGAAGGUCCGCAUCGGCGUGCCGUCUGGCCCCGACCCUUUCUCCGGGCAGGCGGGCCCCCUGCCGUCCUCUGUGUUCUGGUCGCUGCUGAAGAGCGUGCCCUUCCUGGACCGCCUCGAGCUGAUCGGGUCCAACUUCUCGUCUGCCAUGCCGCGCAACGAGCCCGCCAUCCGCAACUCGCUCCCCCCCUGCGGCCGGGCGCAGAGCGUGGGGGACUCGGAGGUGGCCGCCAUCGGCCAGCUGGCCUUCCUGAGGCACCUGACGCUGGCCCAGCUGCCCAGCAUCCUGACGGGCUCCGGGCUGGUCAGCAUCGGCCUCCAGUGCCAGCAGCUCCAGUCCCUCUCCCUGGCCCACCUGGGCACGAUGGGCAAGGUGGCCUACAUGUCCGCCCUCUCGGACAUGCUGAAGCACUGCAGGCGGCUGAAGGACCUCAGGCUGGAGCAGCCCUACUUCAGCGCCAACGCCCAGUUCUUCCAGGCGCUGAGCCAGUGCUCUGCGUUGCAGCGCCUGUGCCUGGUGUCCCGCAGUGGCACCCUGCAGCCCGAGGCCGUGCUGGCCUUCAUGGCGCGCUGCCUGCACGUGGUCGUGUGCCACCUGUUCACCGGCGAGUCGCUCAGCACCUGCCGGAGCCUGCAGCAGUCCCUCCUCCGCAGUUUCCAGGCCGAGCGGCCCGCGCUGAACGUCGUCAUCUUCCCUCUGCUCCACGAGGGCCUGACCGAUGUCAUCCGAGACGUUCCCAUGGUGCACCUGGACGAGGUCACCUUAUUUAAAAGCAGAGUGGCCGAGGAGCCGCCAAAUCUGUGGUGGUGACCGGAGCGGGCCCCCACCUGC
Eubalaena glacialis (North Atlantic right whale) is the source of this 2253-nucleotide messenger RNA. It is a transcript of the gene FBXL18, whose product is annotated as F-box and leucine rich repeat protein 18. Bases 79 to 2232 code for a protein of 717 amino acids. The record is from RefSeq and is a predicted model, not a curated record. Gene Ontology annotation, biological process: SCF-dependent proteasomal ubiquitin-dependent protein catabolic process. Gene Ontology annotation, molecular function: protein binding. NCBI's taxonomy places the organism in Eukaryota, Metazoa, Chordata, Mammalia, Artiodactyla, Balaenidae. The transcript is spliced from 5 exons. Gene Ontology annotation, cellular component: SCF ubiquitin ligase complex.